CUGGAGCUCUGAUGUUUGCAGAGUGGAGUUGAGUCACCCAGGGGUGUGGUUACCCAGAUCUCCCUCUCUUUCUCCUUCCUUCCUCCUUUCCUUCUUUCACGUUCUCUCUGUCAGGCUUGGGAGUGUCAGGAAUCCACUUCACAACAUCAGGUUGUGAACAACUGUGAAGAUGGAGGUCCUCUCAGAAUGGGGGCAGCGCUAUCAAGAAUUCAUGAAGGGAGCAGAUCCCAGAAUUGGACAAUACCCCCUGAUGCACUCCCCGUUCCUGGCCGGGGCCAUCCUGCUGUUCUACGUCUAUUUCGUUCUGUCCCUGGGGCCGAGAAUAAUGGCCAAUCGGAAGCCCUUUGACCUCAAGCCAUUGAUGGUGGUCUAUAAUUUCAGCCUGGUCGCCCUGUCUGUUUAUACCGUAUACGAGUUCUUCAUGUCGGGCUGGUUGACUGGAUACACCUGGCGUUGCGACCCUGUAGACACCUCCAAUUCGCCAACGGCUCUAAGGAUGGUCCGGGUAGCUUGGCUCUUUCUGUUCUCCAAGUUUAUAGAAUUGUUUGAUACGGUUUUCUUUAUCCUGAGGAAGAAGAACGGUCAGAUCACGUUCCUACACAUCUUCCAUCACUCGGUGCUGCCCUGGAGCUGGUGGUGGGGCGUGAAGUUCGGCCCAGGUGGUAUGGGAUCCUUCCACGCCAUGAUCAACUCCAUGGUCCACGUCAUCAUGUACUUCUACUACGGCCUGUCUGCUGCCGGACCGCGCUUCCAGAGGUUCCUGUGGUGGAAAAAGCACAUGACCGCCAUUCAGCUGAUCCAGUUCGUCCUGGUCUCCAUCCACAUCACUCAGUAUUACUUCAUGUCCUCCUGCGACUACCAGUUCCCCAUCUUCAUCCACCUCAUCUGGAUCUACGGCACAGUCUUCUUCAUACUCUUCUCUAAUUUCUGGUACCAGGCCUACACCAAAGGACGACGUCUCCCCAAGACCACCAGCAUCUCCGCCAACGGAGCCGUACACCACAACGGCAAAGCCAAAAACGGCAAAGCCAAGGAGAACUAAACAUAAAAUCAAAAAAAAUAACCUCUCCAAGACCGACGUCCGAGAUCUCCCGAAACCUCACACCAGGUGGAAAUGUCAGAAGACGGAUGUCACCAACUUAUAUAUAUAUUUUUUUUUUGUAUUUUUAAUUAUUAUUUUUUCUUAAACCGAGAAACCCAGUUUGUACGACGAUGGCCAGUAACCCUGCCGUACUGGUUUCCGUCUUCAUCUGGGGCGGCUUACACCAGCCAAAAAAAAAAAAAAUUUAAGUGCCUAAAGAGACUGUAUGAAAUGCGUUUGUCUGACUCCCUACGUCCACCGCAUCCUCUAAGUGUCUCCAGCCUCGAGCUGCUCUCCAGAUCGCACAUUAAAAAAAAAAAAGAAAAAAAACCAAACUCCUGGGCCGGCUCCUUCUCCCCGACAUCCCCUCCUUGUCUUUCUUUACUCUGUACUGUAGUCCCGCUACGAUCUCCAAGGAUCUGGAUUCCUUUUUCUACUUUUACCUUUGCAUCACAUUCCAAUAAAUCUCAAACACCCAGAGGUCGAGCUGGGCGGCGGCCCCUUUUAACCCCGGUCUCCUGGGCGAGCUGGGCGGCGGCCCCUAUUAACCCUGGUCUCGCCCUUUAUUUUUUGUGGGAUUUUUUUUCCUUUUUUGCACUGGGUUUCAUUCAGACAUCUUUGCCCAGCUUGUUAAAGGUGCAGGAAUCCUGAAAUACUUGAAUAUCGGGACGUUUAAUGUGUUUUUAUUAUAGCUUUCUAUGUAAUUUGUUUUUUUCUGUUUGAAGGAGACGACAGUAUUUGUGUGAUUCUGGGUUUUUCUGUAAUUUUUUUUUUUUGGCAAAAUUUUGACAAAUUUGCAUAAUUUUGAUGGGGGGGAGGAAAUGUCUGCUCUUUCACUCACCUAGCUUGCAUUCACUAGUGUUUCCCAACCAGUGUGCCUCCGGCUACUGCAAAACUACAACUCCCAGCAUGCCCGGACAGCCUUUGGCUGUCCGGGCAUGCUGGGAGUUGUAGUUUUGCAACAGUGUUAGGCACCCCUGGUUGGAAAACACUGCCUUAUACCUUAAUUCACCUCGAUGUCCCGUCCAUACUUUCCUUUUCCUGAUACGUUUCACCAUGUUCUAUGGAUAUAUAUAUAUAUAUAUAUAGUAACACUGUAAUACUGUUAUCUGCUGCUGCGGGGUGUAUCUGGCAAAGUGUCCCCGCAGCAGCAGAGGCCGGUUCAUUAUAAUCACUUUGUAUAUUUAGUUAAAAAAAUAAUUAUUUUAUUAUAAAUAAAAAAAUAUUCAGCA
Molecule: messenger RNA, 2313 nt
Organism: Hyla sarda
Lineage: Eukaryota; Metazoa; Chordata; Amphibia; Anura; Hylidae
Gene: ELOVL1
Product: ELOVL fatty acid elongase 1
Exons: 8
Coding region: 170-1042 (290 amino acids)
Biological process (GO): very long-chain fatty acid biosynthetic process; fatty acid elongation, polyunsaturated fatty acid; fatty acid elongation, monounsaturated fatty acid
Cellular component (GO): endoplasmic reticulum; endoplasmic reticulum membrane
Molecular function (GO): fatty acid elongase activity
Source: RefSeq, a predicted model, not a curated record